GCGUUCGUCCUCACUCAACGCGCAGUUGAGCCGCAAGUUCGCAGGAGUGACCCCCCGCGCCAUCCAGCAAAUCCGCAAGGUUGAGCCCGACUUGCUGCAAGUUUCAGAGAGCCAGAUUUUGUAGACACUUCGAGAACGCACCCAUCGCGGAAGCAUGGAUCCGAGCCGCAACCAGUGCGACUGUCGAUUCUGCCCGGAGUGUCAGAAGAGGAUCCGUGCAAACCUGCCGGCAUGGCUGCAGCAGCAGCCGGGCCUCAAGGAGCUCGAGGAACAGAAGCAGAAGUCUGAAGAAGCAGGACAAGCCGGCUUUCCGGGCGCCGCUCUUCUGGCGACUAGAGCUUCGGCCGCUGCCGAACGGAUUGUCGCCUCUGCCGUUGGGUUUCGCCCAGGCGGUAGUGAGAGCGGCGACUCGACGGACAGCAGUCCUAAAACGGACACAUCCGACAUGGACUUCGGCCUGGAGAUUCCGAAGGACCGGCCUUCGAAUGAAGGACAGGCCUCGAGCUCUAAGUCUGCUGGCCAAUCUGGAGGAGAGGAGCCAGGCCCGUCCGGAGCCACUGGUUCUGGAGGCAGUGAGCCUUCUCCUGCCGGUCCGUGAAGAACUUCGCGGCCACCAAGUGCAGCGCCACAACGAGCGUCCUCUGCACCAUUGAUGAAGCGAUGCGCGCUGCAUUUCUCAAGAGGUUUCAUCUUUAGACAAUAAACGUGCAUUCGUUUCUGUAA
Rhipicephalus sanguineus (brown dog tick) is the source of this 723-nucleotide messenger RNA. RefSeq lists its product as uncharacterized. NCBI's taxonomy places the organism in Eukaryota, Metazoa, Arthropoda, Arachnida, Ixodida, Ixodidae. The coding region runs from base 155 to 598 and encodes 147 amino acids. The transcript is spliced from 2 exons. The record is from RefSeq and is a predicted model, not a curated record.